AUGCGCUGGAUGUCCCUGCUGGAGGUGAUUGUGGCGGGGAAGGACUGCUUGGUGGCAGGCGAUUCGUGUUCCAGUGACGAGAGCUGCAGUCCUCGCCUCCGGACCCUUCGUCAAUGUGUGGCGGGGAACGGCAACAUGAAGCUGGGCCCCGGGGCCAGGAGCCAGUGUGCUAAUGCGGUGUCCGCUCUGCUCUCCAGUCCGCUGCACGGCUGCCAGUGCAAGAGAGGCAUGAAGAAAGAGAAGAACUGUCUGAGCAUCUACUGGAGCCUGCACCAGUCUGUCAUCCACGGCUUGAAUCUGGUGGAGAAUUAUCCCUAUGAGACGGUGCACAAGGAUUACGACUACGUCCGUCUGGCCUCUAUCACAGCUGACGCUGAGGCCGGCUUGACAACUGUGAACCGCUGCCUGGACGCGGCGAAGGCAUGCAACGUGGACGACACAUGCCAGAAGCUGCGCACCGAAUACGUGUCGGUGUGCAUCAAGCCCACCGCCAAGUCAGGCUUGUGCAACCGGCCCAAGUGCAACAAGGCUCUGCGCAAGUUCUUUGACCGCGUGCCAGAGGACUACACCCACGAGCUGCUCUUCUGCCCCUGCACGGACACGGCCUGUGCUGAGCGACGCCGACAGACGAUCGUGCCCAGCUGCUCCUACGAAAGCUCAGAGAAACCCAGCUGUCUCACCCAGAUGCAGAUCUGUAAAGCUGACUAUGUUUGCAGAUCUCGCCUGGCACAGUUUCAGUACGAUUGUGCUCCAUCCGAAACAUCGCCCACAGGCUGCAAGCAGGACAACUAUGGAACUUGUCUGCUCGCCUACACAGGCCUCAUUGGAAGUACAAUAACUCCCAACUAUGUGGACAACUCCACGUCCAGUGUGGCGCCGUGGUGCUCGUGCGCAAACAGCGGCAGCAAGCAGGACUGCGAAGACUUCAUGGGACUCUUCUCUCACAACAUCUGCCUGCGUAAGUCUGGCUGUCGUGCAUCCCACUUCAUCCCACUUGUCUGUCUCUCCCCCUUUCUCUUCUAA
Molecule: messenger RNA, 1023 nt
Organism: Knipowitschia caucasica
Lineage: Eukaryota; Metazoa; Chordata; Actinopteri; Gobiiformes; Gobiidae
Source: the annotation of a GenBank genome assembly